AUGGUGAAACGCAAAGCGGAAAGCCCGAGCCAAGCUCCAGGACCGGCUGACAUCAAGAAGUUCAGAGCCAGUGCAACUGAGGUUGGCCUCAAAUCAAAUCUCUUGGACGAUAGUGAUUCCGGCAGCGAUUCUGACGGCGGGGUCAACGUUAAGAAGCUUGAGUUCACGAUUAACCACGAAUACGCUAAGCGCUUUGAACACAACAAAAAGAGAGAGGAACUACAACGCCUCGAGGAAAAGUACCAAGACACCGCCCGGAAAGCUAAGGGUCAAUACGGUGACAAGUACGAAGAGGAUUCUGAAUCAUCUGAUGACGAGGAAGAGGACGAUGAAGGAAUUCUUGCAACAGAGGAGCUAGACGCUCAAAUUUCUGACGCACUGAAUGCAAUCCGUUCCAAGGAUCCGAGAGUGUACAAGACCGAUGCCACCUUCUACACUCCGAUAGAGGAAUACAUCGAUGUAGCGGCACCAGAAGGUCCCGAAACGAAGAAGCAAAAACCCAUGUACCUGGGUGAUUAUCACCGGGAGAAUCUGCUGAAAGGUCACCUCGAAGGGGAAGAGAAGGAGGCGCACGCGCCACAGACUUUUGCACAAGAGCAAGCAGAUUUGAAGAAGAUGAUCGUGAAAUCAAUGCAUGAUGCCGCCGCUGAUGACCCGGACGAUGAAGCGAAUGAAGAUGGCGAAUUUCUCGUUCCGAAAUCAAAGUCCCGUCUCAUCAACGAAGCUGUACAUCCAUCGAGGGUGGAGAAUGUCAACAUUGAUCUUGAUAUUGCUUCAGCGGAGAAGAACCCCGAAACCUUUCUUUCGAAUUUCAUGGCAGCACGCGCCUGGGUACCAAGUGAUGGGGCACGUUUCCAACCUUUGGAAUCUGACGAUGAGGAAGAGGAUGAGCGUGCUGAGAAGUUUGAGGAGGCAUACAACCUGAGAUUUGAAGAUUCUCAAGGAAGUAACGAGGUCUUGAAAUCCUAUGCAAGAGAUAUAAUUGCUGCAAAGUCAGUGAGGAGGGAAGAACCAAGUGGUAGGAAAAAGCAACGGGACGUUAUGCGAGAGAAGGUGGAGGCCAGCAAGAAGGAGCGAGAGGCGGAGAGGGCUCAAUUGCGACGGCUGAAGAUCGAGGAAGCCGAGGAGAAGCUCAAAAAGAUCAAGAAAGCUGCAGGAAUUAGGGGCAAGACGCUGAGAGGAGAGGAAUGGGCAGAUUUUCUGGACAAUUGCUGGGAUGAUGAGAUGUGGGAAUCGGAGAUGAACAAACGAUUCGGUGAGGAGUACUACGCGGAAUUGGAGGCCAAAUCGGAUGACGAGUAUGACGAAGCGGAAGCAAAACGUGGCAAGAGAAAGGUCAGGAAACCGAAAUGGGACGAUGAUAUUGAUAUUAAGGAUAUUAUUCCGGAGUUCGAUGAGGACAGUUCGAGGAAAGUCGAGUUCGCACUUUCAGAAUCCGAGUCGUCGGGAAGGGAAGGCGAUAGUACACUCAGUAGGCCAAAAGCAAGCAAGGAUCGUCAACAUGAGAAACAGGCGAAGAAGAAGGCCACUCGCCUGGAAAGGAAGAAGCUGGAGGAAUUAGUGGACAGCAAAAUGGGUUUCGACAUAACCACCAACUCCAAUCAACCCACACUAUUCCGUUAUCGCGAUACCUCGCCCACGACAUUUGGAUUGACAGCACGAGAUAUUCUGAUGGCCCCUGAUGCAUCAUUAAACGAGUUUGCUGGUCUCAAGAAGAUGGCUACCUUCAGGGAUGCCGAGAAGAAACGGAAAGACAAGAAAAAGCUUGGGAAAAAAGCUAGGCUGCGCCAAUGGAGGAAGGAGACCUUCGGAAAUGAAAACGGCCCCGAGAUUAUUUUGAACAAUGGCGAACCGCAAGUCGAGGCUGACGAUGACGCUGAUGUUUUGGAAAUGGGCAGGAAGAAAAAGAAGAGGUCAAGGAAGAGCAAGACCGUCCCCAGAACAGCUUGA
This is a messenger RNA of Cadophora gregata, 1950 nucleotides long. RefSeq names its product KRRI-Interacting protein 1 (gene KRI1). Lineage: Eukaryota; Fungi; Ascomycota; Leotiomycetes; Helotiales; Ploettnerulaceae. The coding region runs from base 1 to 1950 and encodes 649 amino acids. The transcript is spliced from 2 exons. Gene Ontology annotation, cellular component: 90S preribosome; nucleolus. The record is from RefSeq and is a predicted model, not a curated record. Gene Ontology annotation, biological process: endonucleolytic cleavage in ITS1 to separate SSU-rRNA from 5.8S rRNA and LSU-rRNA from tricistronic rRNA transcript (SSU-rRNA, 5.8S rRNA, LSU-rRNA).